This is a messenger RNA of Lepus europaeus (European hare), 645 nucleotides long. Its product is annotated as dnaJ homolog subfamily B member 6-like. Gene Ontology annotation, biological process: protein refolding; positive regulation of proteasomal ubiquitin-dependent protein catabolic process. Gene Ontology annotation, cellular component: cytosol; endoplasmic reticulum membrane. Gene Ontology annotation, molecular function: Hsp70 protein binding; ATPase activator activity. The transcript has a single exon. The record is from RefSeq and is a predicted model, not a curated record. The coding region runs from base 1 to 645 and encodes 214 amino acids. Lineage: Eukaryota; Metazoa; Chordata; Mammalia; Lagomorpha; Leporidae.
AUGGUGAACUACUACAAAGUACUAGGGGUACCUCAGAAUGCUUCCGCCUCCGAUAUCAAGAAGGCUUAUCACCAGUUGGCUCUACAGGUACAUCCAGACAAGAACCCAGAGAACAAGGAGGCAGCCGAGGAGAAAUUCAAACAAAUAGCAGAGGCCUAUGAGGUCUUGUCUGAUGCCAGGAAGCGCAACAGCUAUGACAUGUCCAGAGGGAACCACACCAAGAGGGUAUAUAGAGGAGAUGGCAGAGACAGAAGCCAUCUGGAAGAAGACCUGUGCUUUGAGAGGCCACACCGUGUCUUUCAGAAUGUUGUUGAGGAUGAGAACCUCCUCCCAGGACACAGUCUUCCCACUGGCCAAGCGAGUAGGCCUGGGAGAUUCCACUACACCAUAUUUGAUGUGACCCCCAUACUGGACACAGGAUUCUCCACUUUUGUAUCCCUGGCCCCCAGAUCAAGUCUCCCUACCUCUGAGAUAUUUGUACCCUUUGUAAGCAUCGGAAUGGGAAACUUCAGACUGGUCACCACUUGCAGCCAGAUAGUGAACGGUGAAAGAGUUGUUACAAAGAGAGUGCUGAAAAAUGUGAGGGGGACGACUGAAGUGGAGCGAGAACGAGAAUUUCAUCCCAUUCAUCCACCCCGUUGGUAA